CAUGGCUCAGUUCACUUACAGCAGACUAUCCCAUUUUCUGAAAAUAUCUGCUAAUAAAGCUACUUUUAUACGACAAGGGACUGAAAUAAACCACGGAGCUCCAUGCUGUCUACAGUUCACCCGCUGCCACCGCUCUGUAGACAGUAAGGCGUUACAGGAGAGACAGAAACAGCAGAUGGCAAGAGGACUUCCAAAACAGAAACCAAUCACAGGGGUCAAACAGGUCAUUGUUGUGGCUUCGGGAAAAGGAGGUGUGGGCAAGUCCACCACUGCAGUGAAUCUGGCACUUGGAUUAAUGGCCAACAAUCCAUCAAAGUCAGUUGGCCUGUUGGAUGCUGAUGUCUACGGUCCUUCAAUUCCCAAACUGAUGAAUCUGAAGGGAAACCCAGACCUCAGUGACAAUAACCUGAUGGUCCCACUCACUAACUAUGGGAUUCCUUGCAUGUCCAUGGGCUUCCUAGUGGAGGAUGUGGCGCCUAUCGUGUGGAGGGGGCUGAUGGUGAUGUCAGCUAUAGAAAAACUGCUCAGACAGGUGGACUGGGGGUCGUUGGACUAUCUAGUAGUUGAUAUGCCUCCAGGAACAGGAGAUGUCCAACUAUCAAUCACACAGAACAUCCCAGUAGCAGGUGCUGUCAUUGUGUCGACGCCACAGGACAUUGCUCUCCUCGACGCUCGCAGAGGAGCUGAGAUGUUCAAGAAAGUUCAUGUUCCGGUUCUUGGUCUCGUACAGAACAUGAGCGUCUUCCAGUGCCCCAAGUGUAAUCAUCAGACUCACAUCUUCGGUUCUGAUGGGGCCCGGCAGCUCGCAGACACUCUUGGAGUUAAAUUCCUAGGUGACAUUCCUCUUCAUCUGAACAUCAGAGAGAUGUCAGACAGAGGGACACCAGUGGUCGUCUCCUCCCCAGACAGCCCUGAGGCCGAGGCAUACAAGAAGGUUGCAUCUGUUGUAGUCCAGAGACUCGAGGAAGUCAGCUCCUGAUAGCGCUGCCAGGAAGUCAACUUGUUGACAAUUAUGAUACAUAUGAAACAACUACCUAUGAAAUACAUGAAGCAGAAACGCACAAAAAUCUUCAGUCAUAACGCACAAAAGUUCAACUCUGAAGCACUGCGCUGUAAGAAUACUGUAUAUCAGUUCAGCAGUAUUACUGAAUUAAUGUGAAUCAUAUAGUUAUGCGAUUGUAUUUAAUAAAAUGGUGAGCCGAA
Messenger RNA from Cheilinus undulatus (humphead wrasse), 1203 nucleotides. It is a transcript of the gene nubpl, whose product is annotated as nucleotide binding protein-like. The record is from RefSeq and is a predicted model, not a curated record. The transcript is spliced from 11 exons. Gene Ontology annotation, cellular component: mitochondrion. The coding region runs from base 2 to 979 and encodes 325 amino acids. Gene Ontology annotation, molecular function: ATP-dependent FeS chaperone activity; ATP binding; 4 iron, 4 sulfur cluster binding. Gene Ontology annotation, biological process: iron-sulfur cluster assembly; mitochondrial respiratory chain complex I assembly. NCBI's taxonomy places the organism in Eukaryota, Metazoa, Chordata, Actinopteri, Labriformes, Labridae.